AAUGCCAUCCUGAGCAGAGCAGUCUGAUAGCUAACAGAUACAUCAUCCAGCAGAGACUCGGGAAGGGCAGCUUCGCCACUGUUUACCUCGUUCAAGACACAAAGACAGUAACAGCUGAGAAACUGAUUUGAGUUGUAAUGAUGAUUUCAGACACAUCUUCUGCAGGUGUUGUCAGUGAUCAGUGUGUGUUAUCCUCCUCUGCACUGUCCCGUGAAGUGAUCCAGAGUCACUAUUGACUGUAGAUUCACAUGUUCACAUGAGCAACAUGUACAGCAAGUGCAAUGGUGUUCAAUGAGAAGAUUGAAGAAAUUGGCACAGAUGAUCCUGAAGUGAACAUUUUAGUAGAUGGUGUUCUCAGUCAGUGGAGAGUGAGUUAUGUUUCUCUGAGUCCGGUCUGUGCUGCGAGGGGAUCCAAUGUUUCUAUUAACUGUAGAUAUGAAUAUCCAGAUGGUCAUCAAGUACAGCAAGUGAUGUGGUGUUCAAUGAGAUCAAACCAUGACAAGUGUGUGAAUGAGCCGUAUGUUUAUGAUAGUGAAUUCAACAAUAAUCAAAAAAACUUCCAAUACAUUGGAGACAACACCUCAAAUUGUUCUCUUGUGAUCAGUAAUAUUGAUCAAACACAUUCUGCAGAGUAUAAAUUCAGAUUUAUAACCAAUAAGAACAGAUAUACAGGUGAACCUGGAGUGAACAUUUUAGUAGACGAUUUAAGAGUGUCCAUGAGCAGAUCAAGAGAAAAUGGAAGCACAAUAGUUGGAGACUCUCUGAAUUUGACGUGCACACUCAGCUGUUCUGGUAAUUUAGCUGAUGUUCAGUGGUUUAAGAAUCGUGAUCUGAUUCGACACUCAGAGCCCGUCCUCACCUUCAGCAGAAUAACAGCUGAAGACUCGGGGAAUUACUCUUGUUCUUUGAGAAACUUUAAAACAACUGUAUCUGAAGAAAUUACCAUUUACAUUGAAGAUGUCACCGGGUCUCCAACCGUUCUGAUUAUUGUGGUGUUUUUAGUCUCUCUUGUUUUCAUCACUGCAGCUGUGAUUCUUAUAAGAAGAAGGAAAGCAAAAACUCAAGUAAAACCAAAGGAGAAAAGAAAAGAAGCCGAGGGUUCUCUUUACUGCACUCUUCAAACAACUGAUGAUGCAGUCUACUCGACCAUCACAAACCCACAAGAAACCAAAGAUGUGUUGCAGGAAGUGUGACGCUUCAAGUGUGAGAAUUCAAGAGACACAUCACGGUCUGCAAACACAAAGCAGCAAAAUGAGAGUCUGGUUUAGUCUACAUUGUUUUGACCAAAUGUCUCCUUUCUAAGAUAAAACAUGAAAUCACCUACAUUGUGUUUAAUUACUCAGUAAAAUAAACGUUAAUAGAAGUUAAUGAAAAAUCCCUAACAUGAUAGGAAGCAAACAUGUGUCUACUGUACAGUUUGUGUGUUUUCAGCUCUAAUGUGAAGAGCCGCCUCUGCCAAAUAUAAUUGUGCUUCUUUGAACCUUUUUAGAUUGUUAAAAUAAUUUUAGUGGCAGCUGUAAAGGGCAAUGUUUAGAAAUGAGAGUAGUCAGUUAAAGCUGCGGUAGGGAACUUUUGACGCUCUAGCAGUUAAUAAACAGAACUGCUUGCGUCUUGCGGAAGAACAUCAUAGCCAGAACUACUUCUCUCUGUUUAUGUCUGUAGCGAGGCCGAGAGACGUG
Carassius auratus (goldfish) is the source of this 1679-nucleotide messenger RNA. RefSeq lists its product as uncharacterized. The record is from RefSeq and is a predicted model, not a curated record. The transcript has 9 exons. Bases 282 to 1193 code for a protein of 303 amino acids. Lineage: Eukaryota; Metazoa; Chordata; Actinopteri; Cypriniformes; Cyprinidae.